This is a messenger RNA of Xenopus laevis (African clawed frog), 1206 nucleotides long. It is a transcript of the gene zfand1.L, whose product is annotated as zinc finger AN1-type containing 1 L homeolog. Gene Ontology annotation, biological process: cytoplasmic stress granule disassembly. NCBI's taxonomy places the organism in Eukaryota, Metazoa, Chordata, Amphibia, Anura, Pipidae. Bases 338 to 1144 code for a protein of 268 amino acids. The record is from RefSeq and is a predicted model, not a curated record. Gene Ontology annotation, cellular component: cytoplasm; cytoplasmic stress granule. The transcript is spliced from 8 exons. Gene Ontology annotation, molecular function: zinc ion binding.
AGACUUCCUGGUCGCCGUACCAUGUGACGUCGGCUGGUUGCGCGCGUUAUAGUGACCACGUGACUGUGCAGCGUUUACCGAAACCAAGGCGUUCGCGUGUAUAUUAUCAAUAAUUAGAGAUCUGCCAGUUCUCCCGGAAAUGUUGGGAGUCUCACGACAAUCCCCACAUUGAAUAAGAGCCCCCUGAACGAUCACUCCGCGUUCCCUGGCGUGACGCUCUAUGUGCGCACUCGCGAUGACGUCAUCACAAAGCGCCGCAAGGCUCUGACAAUUGUGUCAAUACAGGUUCUUAUUUUAGUUAUUGAUUUGCGCGCUCGUUAUAGUUUGUUAGUGAGAAAUGGCAGAGGUGGAGAUUGGGCUACACUGCAGCGCUGAGAAUUGCGGCCAGUUAGAUUUUUUACCUUUUCGAUGUGAUGGCUGUUCAGGAGUAUUCUGCCUAGAGCACAGAAGCAGAGACUCCCAUGGCUGCAUACAGAUGCCACAGAGUAAUGAUUUGGGGAAAUCAGAAGGCAGCACCCUAUACCCAUGUAUGUAUGAAGGCUGCAGUGGAAAGGAAUUGGUCCCAGUUCUAUGUCCCUACUGUGAGAAAUGUUUCUGUUUGGGACACCGGCAUCAGUCAGAACAUGAAUGUAGCAAGCUUGAUGUUCCAAAGCCACGAAUGGUUGCAACUCAGCAACUUGUGAAAGAGAUUGUAGAUUCUAAGAAGUGUGCUCCAAACAGCAAAGUCCGAAGGGGGGCAAAAAACAGUGAAACAGCAGCAAAAGUUGCCCUUAUGAAGCUUAAACUACACGCUGCUGGGGACAAGUCUUUGCCACAGACUGAGAGAGUCUAUUUCCAAGUGUAUUUGCCCAAGGGCCAAAAGGAGAAGAGCAAGCCAAUGUUCUUUUGCAAAAAGUGGAGCAUCGGCAAAGUUGUGGAUUAUGCAGCAUCGUUAGCAAAUCUUAAGAAUGAUAACAACAAAGCUGCAGCAAAGAAGCUGAGAGUGUGCCACACAGAGACAGGAGAGGAGUUACCUUUGGACAGUACUGUAGAAACGUGGAUUUCCAACUCGCAGAACCCGUUAUACAAUGGCGGAAAUAUUAUUAUUGAAUAUCUGGACAAUGAAUCUCAUACUCUACAAGAUGUCAAUUCCUAUUUAUUAUGAUUCUGACAAAUAAGGGACUUACAGAGGCGGAUGUUAUGCAAUUACACAAUAAAUAUUUUAUA